CCAUUUUUAUCUAUAACCCAACCUGUUCUGAAGAAGCUUAGCUCUCACCAUAUCUGAACCAAACAUGCAGCAGCAGCAACCACAGAAGAAGAUGGUCGUGUCAAAGAAGCUCAUGAAGGUCGGCCCAUGGGGCGGCGCCGGAGGGAGCCCGUGGGACGACGGCGGCCACACCGGCAUCAGAAGCAUCACCCUGUCAUACGACCGGUGCGUCGACUCCAUCGCCGUCGAGUACGACAGGAACGGGGUCGCCGUCCCCGGCGAGCGGCACGGCGGCGCCGGCGGCAACCAGACUACCCAGAUCAAGCUGAGCUUCCCGGAGGAGUAUGUGACGACGGUGAGCGGGCACUACGCACCGGUGGCGGCGCACGGCGGCGAGCCGGCGAUCAGGUCGCUGGCGUUCACGACCAACCGGAGGGAGUACGGGCCGUUCGGCGCGGCCGCGGAGGGCACGCCGUUCACAUUCCCGGUGGACGGCGGCGCCGUCGUCGGGUUCUGGGGGAGGAGCGGCCGGCAGCUCGACGCCGUCGGCGUGCACGUCGCGCCGCUUAGGCCGGAGACCAUGUACGAGAAGGCGCACAAGAUGGGGCUCAUGGCCUACCGCUCAGUCCGCCAACGGAUCGGGUCUCAGCAACAGCAGCAGCAGCAGCAGGUGCAAGUGCAACACCAGAGCAACCUUUUCACAUACAAAAUUUAAGACAUUGUCGAGCUUGAACAAAAUAAUCUUGUCUCAAGAGGAAUAUUUAAG
Molecule: messenger RNA, 745 nt
Organism: Oryza brachyantha (malo sina)
Lineage: Eukaryota; Viridiplantae; Streptophyta; Magnoliopsida; Poales; Poaceae
Product: jacalin-related lectin 19-like
Exons: 3
Coding region: 65-694 (209 amino acids)
Molecular function (GO): carbohydrate binding
Source: RefSeq, a predicted model, not a curated record